AUGGACUCCUGGAACGCAACUCACGGCUCCCCGGAGCUCAAGUUUGAGAACUCGCCCGCCGAGUCCUUCCUGUCGACACCUAGUGACAUGUACCCUUCGCUCUUCGGCGACUCGGCCGACGCGACAAUGGACCCCUCAGAGAUGAUGAGCCCUUCGUCAUUACAUGAGGACCCUGACCAAGCCGAGCUGGACCUCCUGUCUGGCAUCGCCGCAGACUCUUCCGCCGAUCCCACAACACCUGCGGAGACAGGCUCAGAGAAGAAGCAGACCAAGAAGCGAAAGUCAUGGGGCCAAGUCCUCCCAGAGCCCAAGACCAACCUCCCUCCAAGGAAACGGGCCAAGACAGAGGAUGAGAAGGAGCAGCGCAGGGUAGAGCGGGUUCUCCGCAACCGCCGGGCCGCCCAGUCGUCAAGAGAACGCAAGCGGCUCGAGGUCGAGGCCCUCGAGCAGCGCAACAAGCAGCUCGAGCAGAAGCUCGCACAGUCCCAGGACAUCAUCAUGUCUCUCUUCGAGAAGAUUGAGAAGAUGAGGACAGACAGCGGCGUCGUCUCACGUCAGACUCCUGUCACACUAUCGCAGGAGCUCUUCAGUUCCCAUGAUGCUCUGUCAGCGGUGAUACCAAACGUCACAUCGCAGGAGAGGAAGCAGUCGCUAGUCGAUGAGCUGCUCCGAUCUACCCAAUCCCAGACCACAGUCAACCCGGCGUCAAUCUCGCCCGCCCUCAGCCCCGUCGCCGACGAGGCUCCGAGCCCCGCGCCGGAGCAGCUCGACGCCCUCAAGACGGCAACAACAAGCUCAGCGAGCACCAGCGCAGACAACAUGGCUGCCGACGUCUCCCCCGACCUGACACAACAUCCUGCCGAGGUGUUGUGCUCCGACCUGCAGUGUCGGUCGGCGGAGGCGUCGCGGCCCUCGCCCAGUGGUGGUCUCCUCCAGCAGGACCCCCUGGAUGUCGUCCCCGGCGCUGGCGCUCUCGUGGCAGCUCACGCUGCUGCUGACGUCAACGACAGCGAUCUUUUCGGCCUUCCAGCGGCCCUUGACGCUGAUAGCUAUGUCCUUGAAAGCGGGCUUCUCUCUUCCCCCAACAGCUCUGAUUUUGAACACGAUUAUCUGGUUGGUGACGCGGCCUUCCCUCUCGCGUCGUCGACGACAGGCUUCGACCUCUUCGACAUCAACGAGUACCUCAACAGCAACCUCUCAGCCAACCCCGACGAGUCGCAACAGCACUUUGGCGCUGUCGGUCCCUCGGCGAGCAACGGCAACAUCAUCGGCUUCGGCGUUGAGCUCAACCCCCUCGACGACCCUGAGGCUUCGCCUUCUCCGGAAGAUCCUAACCUGCAGCCCCAGCUUGGCGCGUCCUCUAUCGGAUGCGACGCUGUCGGCCUUGCGGUUGGUGCAAUCUGA
Gaeumannomyces tritici R3-111a-1 is the source of this 1404-nucleotide messenger RNA. RefSeq names its product transcriptional activator hac1. The transcript has 3 exons. Gene Ontology annotation, molecular function: DNA-binding transcription factor activity, RNA polymerase II-specific. The coding region runs from base 1 to 1404 and encodes 467 amino acids. Gene Ontology annotation, biological process: positive regulation of transcription by RNA polymerase II. Lineage: Eukaryota; Fungi; Ascomycota; Sordariomycetes; Magnaporthales; Magnaporthaceae. The record is from RefSeq and is a predicted model, not a curated record.